Molecule: messenger RNA, 1509 nt
Organism: Coniophora puteana RWD-64-598 SS2
Lineage: Eukaryota; Fungi; Basidiomycota; Agaricomycetes; Boletales; Coniophoraceae
Product: aldehyde dehydrogenase
Exons: 9
Coding region: 1-1509 (502 amino acids)
Molecular function (GO): aldehyde dehydrogenase (NAD+) activity
Source: RefSeq, a predicted model, not a curated record
AUGCCUUCCACGUUCAGCUACGAAUUCAAGACCCCUACCUACUCCGGCAAAACUUCGUUUAACACGGGGAUCUACAUCAACGGCGAGUUCAGAGACGGUUCUGAUAGUACUACCAUCGACGUCUUCAACCCCGCAACCGGCCAGGUCAUCGCGAAGAUAUCCGAGGGCACGCCCAAGGACAUUGAUCUCGCGGUAGAGGCAGCUCAGAAGGCGUUCGAGAGCUCUUGGGGGCUGAAAUGCCCCGGCGCUCAACGCUCCAUCCUCAUGAACAAGCUCGCCAACCUCAUGGAGAAACACCUCGACGAGCUGGCUGCGAUUGAGGCGCUUGACGGUGGCAAGACGUUCUUUUGGUCGAAAAAUGUGGAUAUCGUCGCGGCGAUAGACUGCAUUCGCUACUACGCUGGAUGGGCAGACAAGGUUACCGGGCAGGUCCUUGAGACAACCGAGGCGAAGCUCACCUACACUCGCCACGAGCCUAUUGGUGUCGUUGGUCAUAUCAUCGCAUGGAACUUCCCAUUGCUGCUUAUGUGCUGGAAACUCGGACCUGCCCUUGCAACGGGUAACACGGUCAUCCUCAAGCCGUCCGAAAUGACGCCUCUGACGGCACUCCGAAUGUGCGAGCUUAUCGCGGAGGCCGGCUUCCCUCCUGGUGUCGUCAACGUCGUCCCCGGUUACGGCAACACCGUGGGCGAUGCCAUCACGCAUCAUCACGGUAUCGAGAAGGUCUCGUUCACCGGGUCGACGCUCGUGGGUCGUAAGAUCAUGGAGGCGGCUGCUAAGAGCAACCUUAAGAACAUCACUCUCGAGCUUGGAGGCAAGAGCCCGAACAUCAUCUUCGACGAUGCAGACCUUGAAAAAGCUGCCAACUGGGCCGCUUUUGGUGUCUUCUGGAACCAAGGUCAGGUGUGCUCUGCGGCAACUCGGCUCUACGUCCAGGCGGGCAUAUACGACAAAUUCCUUGAAAAGUUCACGGAGAAGCUCAAGGCUAUCAACGUCGGUGACCCGUUUGGUGAGACGUCAUGGCACGGGCCACAAGUCUCGCAAACCCAGUACGACCGUAUCAUGAACUACAUCCAAGCCGGCAAGGACGAGGGCGCGAAAGUGCACAUCGGCGGCGAGCGCAUUGGCACCGAGGGUUACUUCAUGCAGCCUACGCUUUUUACCGACACUAAGCCCGAUAUGAAGAUUGUCAAGGAAGAAAUCUUCGGUCCCGUCGGUGUGCUCAUCAAGUUCGAGGACGAGGAAGAUGCGAUCCGACAGGCCAACGACUCAACGUACGGCCUUGCCGCCGCGGUCUUCACAGAGAACAUCAAUCGCGCAAUUGAGACCGUGCACAAGCUCAAGGCGGGUACAACGUGGGUUAACUGCACGAACUCGCUGCACAACAAUGUGCCGUUUGGUGGUUUCAAGCAGAGUGGGAUUGGGCGUGAGCUAGGCGAAUACGCACUUCAUCACUACACCAACGUGAAAGCCGUUCACGUCAACCUCGGCAUUCCCAUGAACAUCUGA